AUGAAAAAGGCAGAGAAGAUACAGAAGGAUAAGAUGCGCGAACGCAAGGCAUCCAAUGCCGCGCCCUUGCCCGCGCCCUCAUCAUCAGGUGCCGGCGCCACACCAGACAUUGACGUGGGCUCGCCAUUCAACGUCAAGCACAAGGUGCAUGUGGACUUUGACUACAAAUGGUCUGGCGAGGAGAAUAUGGACCAAGUGUUCCUGUUCCAGGAGUUGCUUGGCACUGGCUCAUUCGGCACAGUUCACCGGGCCCUCCACCGGGACAACAACUUUGAGUUGGCCGUCAAAGUCAUCCCGCUCAAAGAUUCAGAGUCCAUCGAGAAAGAGAUCACCAUCCUCAAGAAGUGCAAGAACAACAACAUCGUCAGCUACUUUGGAUGUUGUAACUCUGGUGACAAACUAUGGAUCUUGAUGGACUAUUGUAGUAUGGGAUCAAUUAGAGAUAUGAUUGAGUUGACUGAGAAGACAUUGACAGAGAAACAGAUAUCGGCCAUUGUAAGCCAGGCUCUCAAGGGUCUGACUUACCUCCAUGCCAAUCAGAUCAUACAUAGAGAUAUCAAGGCUGCCAACAUCCUACUCAACGAGGACAGUAUAGUCAAGCUGGCAGACUUUGGAGUGAGUGCACAACUCGAAGACGAAUUGUCCAAGUCCACAGAGUUCAUUGGAACACCCUUGUGGAUGCCGCCCGAGAUCAUCCAGAAGAAGCCAUAUGAUAAUAGAUGCGAUAUAUGGAGUUUGGGAAUAUCGAUCAUUGAGAUGGCUGAGGGCUUCCCUCCAUAUUACCAGAUGGCCCCAACACGUGCCAUGCUGAUGAUCCCCAACAAGAACCCACCAACACUCACCAAGCCACAUCACUUUAGCAAGGAGCUCAACGACCUGAUAGCAUGCUGUUGUCAAAAGGACCCUGCCAAACGACCAUCUGCAAUGGAACUACUCUCGCACCCAUUCAUUGUCCAACAUUCUACCUCGGGAUCAAUAGAGUCGUUGAGACCAUUGAUUGAGGAGUGUAAUAAGAAGCGCGCUGCUUUGAUGAAAAAGAAGAAGAGUAUCACUGUUGUUGGAUCGGCUGCUGCCGCCACACGAGCUGACGCCACAUCAGCCUUAAAGGACGACCACGACAACUCAACAUUCAUCGUCCACGACGACGACAGUCUUCUCUCAGACAACGAUGAAGACUACAGCGGUACAAUGGUUGUCAACGACGACGUGGACAUGAUCAGUGACAAUAUACCAGAGUUCAUUGCGGCACUCAAGAGGACACUGAGUCAACCGAACAUUGGAGAUAUGAUGAACAACAACUUGGUGACAAGGGAGUCGAAUAACUCACAGUCAAUCAAGGAGCUGGAACAAACUGUUGCCAACCUAAAGAGUGAACUCACAGAGUUGCAGACCAACAUCAAACAGCAUGUAACAAGUGAGAUAGCAUCAUUGAAGAGUGAGCUACUGUCAAUGAUUGGCAACAUCAUCACGGAGAAUACCAUCAAUGAUCUGCCUAGCCCGCCUAGUACCCAGCCACAUCAAAGUGGCAACAAGUCACCCUCACACAUGUUUGGACUGGGCGUCGGCAGGAAGCCAUCGAUAUCUGGAGCAUCUCCAAAGAAUGGAUCACCAACACCUUUGACUGGCAACAGCAUGCUCAAACCACCCGCUGGUGGAAUGCAGAGAAAGACAAGUUCACCACUACCAAUGACAUCCAGUCUUUCAGGUGAUGCUCAGCCACUUGCUGGCAACACCAAGAGGAGGAGCAUGUCCAGGCCCGCGACCCCAGUCUCAUCCAACAGGCCACCCACUCCAUCAUCCUCCAAUCGUCCACCCACUCCAACUUCAACUCCAAAGACAGUAUCGUUGGACAAGGAUGGCAAAGACCCCAUACCAACUUCCACCAACACAGGCACAGGCACAGAGACAUCGACCAGCACUCCAACGACAACGACGUCAACAACAAGCAAUACGGCCACAUCAUGGAAAUCAUCGAAUAGACCAACACCUCCAGCACCCAAGUUUGUCUCACCUAAACGUGCCCCGACACCUCCGGUACGAAGACAGCUUCCACCACACAGACCACCUCCACUGCCACCAUCAAGAAAGCUACCAGCUACACCAGGCAACGCGAACAAUGAGUCUCCAAGCACAACUACAACUCCAUCAUCGUCACAGCUUCCAUCGACCACUCGACAGACACCAGUCAAGCGAAGAUCAAUUAUCUCACAGGCUCCCGUGGCUUCUUCUUCCUCGUCCUCAUCCUCAUCAUCGACCACAGGAGUUAGCAGUGGCAGUGGCGGUAACAACACCACUGAGACACCAGCAGCAACCAAAGAGAAGUCAACAUCAUCAAGCAGUCUGCGCAUGAAGACCAAACAGAUCAAGGCCACAGCUCUCUCAAUAUUCUCACACAACAAGAAGUAG
This is a messenger RNA of Acytostelium subglobosum LB1, 2406 nucleotides long. RefSeq lists its product as hypothetical. NCBI's taxonomy places the organism in Eukaryota, Evosea, Eumycetozoa, Acytosteliales, Acytosteliaceae. The coding region runs from base 1 to 2406 and encodes 801 amino acids. Gene Ontology annotation, molecular function: protein serine/threonine kinase activity; ATP binding. The record is from RefSeq and is a predicted model, not a curated record. The transcript is spliced from 5 exons. Gene Ontology annotation, cellular component: cytoplasm. Gene Ontology annotation, biological process: protein phosphorylation; intracellular signal transduction; regulation of MAPK cascade.